Molecule: messenger RNA, 1848 nt
Organism: Purpureocillium lilacinum
Lineage: Eukaryota; Fungi; Ascomycota; Sordariomycetes; Hypocreales; Ophiocordycipitaceae
Biological process (GO): negative regulation of cell population proliferation; cell motility; phosphatidylinositol 3-kinase/protein kinase B signal transduction
Cellular component (GO): plasma membrane; nucleus; cell projection
Molecular function (GO): phosphatidylinositol-3,4,5-trisphosphate 3-phosphatase activity; protein tyrosine phosphatase activity; protein tyrosine/serine/threonine phosphatase activity
Source: RefSeq, a predicted model, not a curated record
AUGGCUUCGAUCCUGCGACAAAUCGUCGCCGGCCCGCGGGCGAGACACCCCGAGGCAGGGCUCGAUCUCUGCUACGUUACCGAUUAUAUCAUUGCCACAUCUGGUCCGUCACAGACCUACCCUCAGCGGGCCUACCGCAACCCGCUGGAUCAGCUUGUAAACUUCCUCGACUCAAAGCAUGGCGAGGACUGGGCCAUAUGGGAGUUUCGCGCCGAGGGCACUGGCUACCCCGACGAGGCCGUGUAUGGGCGUAUUCGGCAUUACCCUUGGCCGGACCACCACCCACCUCCCUUCAGGCUCGUGCCUAUGAUCAUGGCCAGCAUGCGGAACUGGCUGCAUGGUGGUGAGCUCGAGGGCGGGCGAGUCACCCACGACGGUCAGCCUGCCUGCUCUAAUACGGCCGCCGUGGAGGGAAACAAGUCCAAGAGCCACGGGCACGAGAGGAAGAAAGGGCGUGUCGUUGUCGUGCAUUGCAAAGCGGGCAAGGGACGCAGCGGCACCGCCACGUGCAGCUACCUCAUCUCGGAAGAAGGAUGGAGCGCAGAGGACGCGCUCGCACGAUUCACGCAACGGCGUAUGCGGCCCCAGUUUGGCGCCGGAGUGUCUAUCCCCUCGCAGCUGCGCUGGGUAAGCUACGUCGAACGCUGGACGCAGCAUAACAAGAAGUACGUCGACAGGCCCGUCGAGAUCAUGGAGAUACACGUCUGGGGCUUGCGCAACGGCGUCAAGGUCGAUAUCGAAGGAUUUGUCGAAGACGGGCGCAAGAUCCGGGUAUUCCACACAUUCACCAAGAAGGAGAGGGUUGUUGUUGAGGCAGGCGUCCCCGCGGGCGGCGGCUUCGGCGAGAUGAUGUGGGAGCUUGCCGGGUAUCCGGCCGCUGCGACAGACAAGGCUCCGGAGAGCGCAGAGCUUGCUGAUGCGACAAACGACAACGAUGGCGAGAAACCUGAUCGAACGAAUUCUGCUCCUGCCUCGGAGAAGAAGCGGGAAGUGUUGAUGCGCAAGGGGACAAAUCUCAUACAAAAGGUGUCCAGUCAAGGGGCUCGCAUGUCCUCAGAGAAGCCAAAGGCAAAGACGGGGCUGGAUGGCAACACCUCGGCCUCGAAUUCUUCAGUCGACGUGCGCACUGAGCCUCCUGACGAACACGAGCCCGGCGGCAUGGCCGUCAUACUGAAGCCAAGCGAUCCCAUCCGCGUCCCGACCAGCGACGUCAACAUUUCCGUCGAGCGCCGCAACAAGACGCACAAGAGCAUGGGGCUCACCAUGGUCUCCGCCGUGGCGCAUGUCUGGUUCAACGCGUUCUUCGAGGGCCAGGGCCCGGAGCAGGCAGGCAAGCCCAACGAGAGCGGCGUCUUCUCCAUCGAGUGGGACGCCAUGGACGGCAUCAAGGGAUCCAGUAGGAAAGGGUCCCGCGCGCUCGACCGCAUCGCCGUCGUGUGGAGAUUCGCCGACGAGGGCCUGCCCAACGCGGGUGAGGACAUUCCCGAGCCGGCCGAGGGAGAGCCUGUGCCGCAGCUCCAGGCCGCCAACUGGAAGGGCGAGACGGCCGAGCAGGGCCAGCAGGACGUCGCGCAGAAGGACCUCGGGCUGCGCACGCAGUCCCCCGCGAGCGUCGACGUGAGCCGGGCGAGCAGCGUCAAGAGCGCAGAGGGCACGACGGGUCCCGUAGCUGGCGCGGCGGCCAAGAUGGCUACGGCUGUGGGUGUUGGUGCCUCGGGGGAGGCCGAGGCCGGUGAGGCCAGCGGCGACGAGACGGGCUCCAUGGCCGGAGUUCGGGUCAGCGGCCCGGCAGGCGAGGAGGACUUGGGACCGACGGAGGACGAGAAGCCCCCCGAGGCGAAGCCGUAG